Molecule: messenger RNA, 3227 nt
Organism: Notothenia coriiceps (black rockcod)
Lineage: Eukaryota; Metazoa; Chordata; Actinopteri; Perciformes; Nototheniidae
Gene: zbtb10
Product: zinc finger and BTB domain containing 10
Exons: 5
Coding region: 229-2451 (740 amino acids)
Biological process (GO): regulation of transcription by RNA polymerase II
Molecular function (GO): RNA polymerase II cis-regulatory region sequence-specific DNA binding; DNA-binding transcription factor activity, RNA polymerase II-specific; protein binding
Source: RefSeq, a predicted model, not a curated record
GACCUCUGCGGGGCCUGCGCGGACGCAGCGAGAACCCUGAAAUUCAUUAUGCGUUUAAAACCUUUAUUUAUUUCCGCAUAACCUACAUACUCUCACCGGGAGGGCCAAAGCGGGGAAAAGAAACGACGACGGUCCAUCUCUUUCGGAAAAUACAUCGUUUACAACUAUAUAUUUUGCGUAAGGGGGAUACUGUUGAGAAGGGGAAGAUUGUAAUAUAUAUUAAGAAAAAUGUCCGGUGAGAGAAACCGCAGGUCGCUGGCUUUCCGAGGAGGUGGAUUAGCUGGGUUAACGGCGUCCAGCGGUAUCGGUGGGGGGAACUGUAACAGCUGGGAGGCCCCGACCUGUCAAGACCGACAUUUUAACGGGAACGGGCCGGAUCAAGAGGAGGACAGGGAUCUCGGGGCUAAAGAAUCGUCGCAGAAGAGAGCGGAGGGCGCUGGGUCUGUCAGCGAUAGCACGGAACCCGAGGCGGAGGAGGAAGAGGACCCGGAAGAGGGCAGCUGGGCAGCCGGGGACGACCGUGUCGGCUCCGUGAAAGCGGAGGACGGGUCCAGGGAGGGGAACAGCUCGACAGAGGCGAACGGUGCCGGUGACAACGACGAAGGCACGGAGUCGGGAAGCGGUGCGACCGGGGGCGAGCCGGGCUCCAGGAAAUCAGCAGUAGAGAUGAGACCGCAGAAGUUGCUUCAGAAACACUCGGUAUUCCAUGCGUCGUGGUUGCAAGAAUUUCCAUGGCUAAAAUUUUGCCAGGAGACUGGAGUCAUGUCUUGCGCUUGGUGUCACAACAUUGCCACUAAAAACAGCGACGAGCUUGUGAAAGGCAGUCGCAACUACAAGAGGGCCUUGCUGCUGAGACAUCACCUGUCUUCUGAGCACGGCAGGAAUGACCCCACCAAACAGGAGACAAUGAGGCCCUCGGACAACGGCAGCCCCUCCAAUCACUGCUCAGAGGACGACUACCGCCUCAAGCCCGACGAGAACUCCUACUGUUACCAGCUGCUCCAGGAGCUGGACAAGCAACGCAAAAAUGGCAUCCUCUGCGACGUAAACAUAAACGUCUCGGGCCAGGUGUUCCGCGCACACAAGAACAUCCUGGUUGCGGGCAGCCGCUACUUCAAAACCCUCUACUGUCUGACCAAGAGCGAGGCCCAGGACCAGGCCUCGACCACGCACCUGGAUGUUGCUGCCGUGCAGGGCUUCUCAGUCAUCCUCGACUUUCUCUACUCUGGGAAUCUGCUGCUCACAAGCCAAAAUGCCAUUGAGGUGAUGUCUGUCGCCAGUUACCUCCAGAUGACAGAGGUCGUACAUUCAUGCAGGGCUUUUAUAAAGGAUGCCCUGAAUAUCAGCAUCAAGCAGGAGGCUCCUGAUUCAGUGGUGGUGGACUACAACAAGAGGCAGACGGUGUCCAAAGACGGACAGAGAAGCCUGGACCGCAAGCCAAGCAACUUCUGGGCCACAAGCAUCCUGUCAAAGCUGUCGAUCAAGGCCAGCAACAAUCAAGGAAAGGAAUCAAUGGAAGACGAAGACACAGGUGGCAGGGUAAAGGAGGAGUCCAGUGACAUAGAGGUGACCGUGGUUGGGAGUGAGGGCUGUGCCCUGGUGACCCCCGGAGCCUCUGGUAACUGGAGCCACCACAACGACAACUCGUCUGAUUCAGGAGAGACCAAUGACCCACGGUCGGCCAGAGGACAGGUCUUCAUCUGGAACGAGCCGGUCACAGGUGGCGCUGCAGGAGCCUCCGCAUCAAUCAAACAAGAAGCCCCGGAUUCAGCGGCAGGAAGCGGGCGGAGGAAAAAACAGACCACCACACGCCGUUUUGUGUACAACUUUCCUCCAGAGCCUGAAGAGGGAUUUGAAGAGGGGAUGUUCCUCCAGCCCUCUGCCUCCUUCCCGAGAGAGGACUUCUCCUCCCUCUCCGAGAAUGCAGAGCUGGCCAAUCAGAUCCAGUAUAGCAUCAUCCAGGACUUACAGCAAGGGGAGUCCUGGGAGAAUGGCGAGUCCUCACACCUAGCCCUCAAUAAGCUCAAGUGCCCCCACUGUAACUACAUCGCCAAGCACCGGCGCACGCUGAAGAGACACCUGAUCAUCCACUCUGGCGUGCGCUCCUUCAGCUGUGACAUCUGCGGCAAGCUGUUCACCCGCCGCGAGCACGUCAAGAGACAUUCCCUGGUGCACAAGAAGGACAAAAAGUACAAGUGCAUGGUGUGUAAGAAAAUCUUCAUGCUGGCGGCGAGCGUCGGGAUCCGUCACGGAUCACGGCGCUACGGCGUCUGUGCAGACUGCGCAGACUCGCACCAGGCCACGCAGGAGGGCAUGGAGGGCAUGGAGUUCCCCCGUGAUGAAGACUUCGAGGGCGAGGAAGGAGAGGACCUGGAUGGGGAGGAGCCCACCGACAACGACCAAUCAAAUUGGGGUGAGGGCAACGCUGGCACUGCCCCGGAAGAGGACUAAGAAUUUAAACAAGCUUGAGAAACAAAACUAAAAAUAAGUUGAUGUUUAUAAUAUAUAUGUAAACUAGCUGGUAAACAAUCAACUCCAAAGUGCUAUCAAACCUUGAGGUUACUUAAUUGUGCAAGUAUACGACAAAAAGAUGGAUUUAAAAAAAAUGAAAAGCUUUCGUAGAGUGGGAACUCCAAGAUGUACAGAUUUUAUUAUUGUUAAAUUGUGUCCAACUCUGGGCCGAGAGCCCACAGGAGAAAGAUUCUAUCGACGAAUAAUAUGAUAAAUCAGGUUUUUGGUGAUGUAUUUCUAUUUCCUGUUUUGGGUUGGGGAGACUUGGGCAGGGUAAUGAUGUAGUUUUGAGAUGGGGUAGGCCAAUCAUUUAAAAAAGCGAAAUGUUAAUUAUUUAAUUUAUGAAGAGAGGUUAUAAUGGUCUUAUCAAUAAUUUUUUAUUUCUGUUUUUGUCUGCGAGCAGAGAGAGUGGCUGUGGCUCUCUGCACAAUCUGAAAGUAUAUCGCUCGGUGCUUGUAGACAGAAGAAGAGCAUUAUUGUCCACAGGAAGAUGUUUAACUUGCUCUGUAGAUCUUGUUUAGAUGCGCUAAAUAUUAUUAUAUUCUUUACAUUUUUUAUUUUCUUUCCCUGCAAAAAUCUUGGAACCAAAAAAUCUGUUUUGUGACUCUAAUGUAUUACAGCCAUAUUUAUAAUUAAUUUAAGAGGGCUGUGGUAUUGUGCCAAACAGACCGCACACCAAGAUUUAGCAGGACGCAAAAACUACUGAAUACGCUUAA